AUGGAGAAGAUUGAAGAGGGCGUUUGCACCUACCAAAAUUCUGAUGAAGAUGUAGUGAUGAUUUCGGCACCUGCCGAUACAUCGGACAACCAGCCAUCUGGUGAUGAAAUGUUAUCUCCAGGUCUCACAAAUAAUCUGCCAUCUGGUGAUGAAGUGUUAUCUCCAGGUCUCACAAAUACCCACGAUCUGAUGACCGUUCCAGUGUUAUCAACCGAGCAAUCGAUAUCGACUUCGACUAGUGUGGAAGAAGCUGUCUUGCCUAUAUCCCCAAGUACGGCUGAAGACGAAGUAAUGAUUUCACCGCCCGCUGAUACAUCCAACAAAUAUCCAUCAAUUAUAGUUCAACUGAAUGACAAGUCUGGUGAUAAAGUGUCAUUUCCAAUUGUCACAGAUACCCACGAUCGGAAUACUGUUCCAGUGUUAUCAACCGAGUAAUUGAUAUCCACUUCGACUGGUGUGGAGGAAGCUGUCGUGUCUAUAUCCCCAAGUACCGUUGAAGACGAAGUAAUGAUUUCACCGCCCACUGAUACAUCCGACAAAUAUCCAUCAACUAUAGUUCAACUGAAUGACAAGCCUCAUGGUAAUAAAGUGUUAUCUCCAAUUGUUAAAGAUACUCAAGAUCAAGUAGCUGUUUCAGUGUUAUCAACUGAGCAAUCAGUACCCAACAAUACAAGUUCUCGAAAUGACGGAUCUAACAAUUUUUUGUUAUAGAAGGUCCUCCAACUCAAAAUAUUAGUCGGGGGACCGAAUGUGAUAAUAUUAAAACAAUUGAACAGCUUGUAUCAAUUUUAAGACGUGAAGAGAAAAAGAGUCUUGUAAAUUGUACCGCACAAAAAGUGUCAGGGAAUACAAUAACUGUUAGUAAAUUUGAAGGACUAAACUUAAAUCAAUAUUCACUAGCUAAAGCAGAGAACUGUCGUCAGUACCAUGCUGUCUGCAAAAGUGGUUGCAAGAAAAUGGUAGAUGCUGCAAACUAUUUACUUCAAAAGAACUGGAUACCUUUGCCUAAGCUAUGGAGAACAUGUUUCUCAUUAAAACGAUAUGAUUGUGAUAAGGCUCAAAGAAGGCUGCUUCAAAUGCCAGUGGCAUGUAUUCGAUUAAAAAAUGGCGUAGUUGUGAUCGAGAAGAACAGUGAUAACUGCUAUCACGGUGUAAUUUCUGAAAUAAAUCAAAUCUACGAUAUGUUACCUCUGACUGACAAUGUUAAAAAGGAAGAUCCUAUAAGGAAAGAUGAGUGCCAGGACUUGCUUAAAUCAGCAACAUCAACAUCUGAAGUUCAAAAAAUAAAGCAUGUCAUUGCAAGUACGCACAACAUGUCUCAACGCGAAGCACAGCGCCUAGGAAUACGACGUCUAAAGCAAAGAGCAGCCCAAGUCGAAGAUGCUACAGAGACAGUCAAAAAUAUUAAAAGUAAGCACAACUACUUCGCAAAACUUGAGCAAAAAGCGUUCCUGCAUACACAUGGUCUUGAUUUCGAGCUCUACUUGUCAAGCGAUUCAUCAGACAGUUCAGAAUGGGAAUCUGAAGACGAAGAGGUUGUUGAAAUUAAAGAAAAACCUUCGUCGCAUACUCUCUCAGCAUCACUGGACAUUGAAGAAAGAUUGGAAAAGUUGUAG
Paramuricea clavata is the source of this 1616-nucleotide messenger RNA. The record is from the annotation of a GenBank genome assembly. Lineage: Eukaryota; Metazoa; Cnidaria; Anthozoa; Malacalcyonacea; Plexauridae.